Molecule: messenger RNA, 3029 nt
Organism: Pocillopora meandrina
Lineage: Eukaryota; Metazoa; Cnidaria; Anthozoa; Scleractinia; Pocilloporidae
Source: the annotation of a GenBank genome assembly
AUGUCUGGUCGCGGUAAAGGAAAAGCCAAGGGCACCAAGUCCAAGAGCCGCUCAUCUCGAGCAGGGCUUCAAUUCCCGGUUGGUCGAAUUCACCGUCUUCUCCGCAAAGGCAAUUACGCUGAGCGAGUCGGCGCCGGUGCUCCAGUGUACUUGGCUGCUGUGCUCGAAUACUUGAGCGCUGAGAUUCUUGAGUUGGCGGGCAAUGCUGCCCGUGACAACAAGAAGACAAGAAUUAUUCCCCGUCACCUUCAACUGGCUGUCCGUAACGACGAGGAGUUGAACAAACUUCUUGCCGGUGUCACCAUCGCACAGGGAGGUGUUCUUCCCAACAUCCAGGCUGUACUUCUGCCCAAGAAGACCGAGAAGAAACCCAAGGCAUAAAUCAGCCUUUACCCAUAAAAACGGCUCCUAUAGGAGCCACCACAUAAUACAAAAGUCUUGACUAGCUGGACACGAUACGACUGUCAAAAUAUCAUCUCAUAACCCCUCUUCCCAGUUUCCAAAUUUAUGUCAUAAAAUGAAAAUCCAAAUGUUUUCAAAUGUGAUACCAAUGUCGCCCAACGACCAAAUACACUUCAUACAGUUUUCGCGCACAAAAAUCGUAGAAAUAACGACUUUCGAUAUGUUAUUCGACGCAAAGGUUUGUAAAUCUCGUGCCAAAAUCUUUUGUUGUUGAAUCUUUUAUGUCGAUAUCACUGGUGGCUAUAACAAAUUGCGCCCAAAUCCAGUUUGAAAGUAGGGCUGGUUUGCGGGUAAGCCGGUGUGAAUUUCGUUGUACUGUCAAUGUAUCUCUUGCAACCCGCGAUAAAAAAAUCAGACAGGAGAUGAAAUGUGUUAACAGGCGUGCCUAGAAAAUACAGCUUGAUGAUGUGUAGCUUGGAAGAAAACCAUGGUUAUUUUAAAUAUUACAAUGGCAAAACAAGGCUUGCGAGUGAACAGUGAAAGCAAGUCAGGGCUGCCAUGUGAUAGAAUGUUUGAGCGACUUAAUUCAUUAUUCCUUUGCAUGCGAUGUGCUGUUCUUCGCGCUUCAAUACUUUACAGUGACGCGCGAUUUUUUUUAACAGAAUGAGCGAAGGAUAUACGAUUUUAAUCCACACAGAAAGGGAAACAAAUUAAUUGGUCAUGACUUUUCUUAAAAUUGGUGGCUCCUAAAAGAGCCGUUUGUAUUGUGUUAGGGCGGUCUUUCUAACCGCCAAAUCUGUUCAGUGUUUACACGCACCAAGAUCUUAGAAAUAACGCCGUCGGAACUUUAACCUUGCCUGACGCAAAUGUGAGUUGCGCGCCAAAAAUCGUUUAUCGUUGAAUCUUUUAUGCCAACGUUACUGGCGGUUAUAAGAAAUUGCGUUUAAUUCCAGUUUGCAAGUGAGCUGGUUUGAUUUUGAUUUUAUGUUCAAUUUAUACUCAUGCGAUUCAUAAAAGAACACUCGGAAAGGGAGGAAAGUGAUGCAGGUUACUAACAAGCAACAAGCGAAAUAUGCAGUUAAAUUAUGAAUAGCCUUAUCGAAAAACAUUAUGGUUGUAUAAGUAUUCAACUGAAGAAACAAGGUUAGAGGAAGGGAAGGUAGAGGGACAAGAGAAAGCUGGCCAGUAGUGCCGACGAGAUUUUAUUUGUUCCUCAUUUGCGCGCAAGAUUCCUUUUCCGAGAUACUAGCCCAAAUCGUGACGCGAGCGGAUGGUGCAGUCAUUUUCUAAAGCAAAUUAUCUGUAUGAGCGAGAUAAAAGCGCUCGCAACAAACAUGAUCAUGACUUUCUUUGUAUUUGGUGGCUCCUAUAGGAGCCGUUUGUAUUGUGGCAGGAUGGUCUGUCUAACCGCCAAAUCCGUACAGAGUGCGGCCUUGUCUCUUCAGAGCGUACACCACAUCCAUGGCUGUCACAGUCUUUCUCUUGGCGUGCUCGGUGUAUGUCACAGCAUCACGGAUCACGUUCUCAAGAAAGACUUUGAGAACACCACGGGUCUCCUCGUAGAUCAAGCCGGAGAUUCGCUUGACACCGCCACGGCGAGCAAGACGACGGAUGGCUGGCUUGGUGAUACCUUGGAUGUUAUCACGAAGGAUUUUUCGGUGACGCUUGGCGCCACCUUUUCCGAGACCUUUACCUCCUUUACCGCGACCAGACAUGUUGAUUAUCAGCCGUGUGUUUGAGUUAUGGCAAUUGAACGAACGUUAUUAGGUUUUAUACAGAAAGAUGAGACCUCUCAGAAAACAGAAUGGGAAUAAGGGUUGCUAUUGGUUGAGUCAAAUGUCUGAGCAUAAUUUUACUGUUUUAUUAACAUGUCUUAGCAUAAAUCACACGGUAUUCCCGCGCGCGUAUGUUUUCGAUGGAAAGCAACUCACUUCCUGAUCCAAAGUUUCUUGAAACAUUCGCUGAGAAUUGUUUUUGCUCUCUAGCUAUACUAUAUAUUAAAUUUAAAAUGAGGAUAUUAUUUGGCUUAUGCCUAAACGACCUUCCAUGUUACUUCGGAUCCAAAUAACAUAGCAGAUCCAUAAAAUUAUUCACAGCUUUCGUACCUAACCAAUCAAAUCUCUUCAUUUUGAGCCAAUCACAAGUAAGCCCGCCAGGUAUAAAUCAAUUUCUAUACAUAACUUUCUAUCAUCAGUUAUUCAGAGUCGUUGAACAGGAUGGCACGUACGAAGCAAACUGCACGAAAAUCAACCGGUGGAAAAGCUCCACGAAAACAGCUCGCCACAAAGGCAGCUCGUAAGAGCGCUCCUGCCACUGGUGGAGUCAAGAAACCUCAUCGUUACAGGCCUGGUACGGUCGCUCUUCGUGAGAUCCGUCGUUAUCAGAAAUCCACCGAGCUGUUGAUCCGCAAGCUGCCCUUCCAGCGUCUUGUGCGAGAGAUCGCUCAAGACUUCAAGACAGAUCUGCGUUUUCAGAGCUCCGCGGUAAUGGCUCUUCAAGAAGCUAGCGAGGCUUACCUUGUUGGUCUGUUUGAAGACACCAACUUGUGCGCCAUCCACGCCAAGCGUGUCACCAUCAUGCCCAAGGACAUUCAGUUGGCCCGCCGAAUCCGCGGAGAACGAGCUUAG